CGCCGGCCGGUGCGGUCUGCUCGCCCGGAGCGCCCGCCGGCUCCCGGUGGGGGGGCCGGGGGCUGCUUAACCGGGUAUCUCCUCCGGGUUCCUCCUUCAGUGCGUGGCUGUGUGUUUGCAUUGACACACACGCACACCCCCCCCGCCCCAGCCGGGAGAGGGGAGCGUGAUCUGGUGAUUAAGCACAGCCGAUGUCUUUCGUGAAAAUGACUACCCCAAACAAGACACCACCUGGUGCUGAUCCAAAGCAGUUAGAGAGGACUGGUACUGUUAGAGAAAUAGGCUCACAAGCAGUUUGGUCUCUUUCAUCCUGUAAGCCAGGAUUUGGAGUGGAUCAGUUACGAGAUGAUAAUCUAGAAACUUACUGGCAGUCAGAUGGAUCACAGCCUCAUUUGGUGAACAUCCAAUUUAGAAGAAAAACAACAGUGAAGACGUUAUGUAUUUAUGCAGACUACAAAUCUGAUGAAAGUUACACUCCGAGCAAAAUCUCUGUCAGAGUAGGAAAUAACUUUCAUAAUCUCCAGGAAAUCCGGCAACUUGAAUUAGUGGAACCAAGCGGCUGGAUUCAUGUUCCUUUAACAGAUACUCAUAAGAAGCCUAUUCGCACGUUUAUGAUUCAGAUUGCUGUUCUAGCUAAUCACCAAAAUGGAAGAGACACUCACAUGAGACAAAUCAAAGUGUACACCCCAGUGGAAGAGAGCUCUAUUGGUAAAUUUCCUAGAUGUACAACAAUAGAUUUCAUGAUGUAUCGGUCAAUAAGAUAAAAUUUCCUACUGAGAAAUAAUAAAGGCAUUUUUUUGAUGGCAGUAUUGUUGCUUAAGUACUUAAAUGUACUUAAAUACUUAAAGAGCAGGAUUUACUUCAGUGUCAUUAUAUCUUUAUGUUUAUACUUUGUACAAUUUUGAAAUAAAGAUAAUCUUGUGUUACAGUA
This is a messenger RNA of Harpia harpyja (harpy eagle), 931 nucleotides long. It is a transcript of the gene ANAPC10, whose product is annotated as anaphase promoting complex subunit 10. The record is from RefSeq and is a predicted model, not a curated record. The coding region runs from base 192 to 764 and encodes 190 amino acids. Lineage: Eukaryota; Metazoa; Chordata; Aves; Accipitriformes; Accipitridae. Gene Ontology annotation, cellular component: anaphase-promoting complex. The transcript has 5 exons. Gene Ontology annotation, biological process: anaphase-promoting complex-dependent catabolic process; protein K11-linked ubiquitination.